UCAUUCACUUCUACCUGAGACUCACCGGAGCUGCACGCGUUGUCUGGGCAGGAGGACUCUCGCGGGGAUUUUAACAUUUUAUUUAAAAAAUAAAAAAUAAAACUCUGAGCAGCUUCCGGUUCGACACAUUUCAGAUAAAAACUUCAUCUUUUUUAUUUUUAGACGUUAUUUUGAGGACUCCCGGUUCAGGUCUGAUCCAGUUUCUACUUACUCUCUAAUAUUUUACUGUCUGAGCUAAAUCUGGAGGUUAAACGGGAUCCGGAUCAGAACCAGUAAGUGGACUAAGGAGGACCAGGACCAGGACCAGGACCAGGAGGAUGUCCCGGGCGGACGAGCGGGAAGAGGCAGACUGUGUGUGUUCGGUCGGAAUGAAGUUAACAUGGGACAUCAACGACCCCAAAUUGCCGCAGGACACGAAGCAGUUUGACCUGUUCCAGGAGUGGACAGAUGGUUAUGUCCGCUACAUCUACAGCGCUGAGGAUAAAAAUGCUCAGCGCCACCUGUCUGGCUGGGCGAUGAGAAACACUAACAACCACAACUGUCAGAUCCUGAAGAAGUCCUGUCUGGGGGUAGUAGUCUGCUCACGAGGCUGCACGCUGCCGGAUGGAUCCAGACUACAGCUGCGCCCCGCCAUCUGCGACAAGGCCCGGCAGAAACAGCAGAAGAAACUGUGUCCGAGCUGUAACGCCGGUCUGGAGUUGCUGCCAUGUCGCGGUCACAGUGGUUACCCCGUCACCAACUUCUGGAGAGUUGAUGGAAAGGCCAUCUUCUUCCAGGCUAAAGGGGUCCAUGAUCAUCCCAGACCAGAGUCCAAGUCUGAGACUGAAGCCAGAAGAAGUUCAGUGAAGAGACGAGUCAGUUCCCCUCCGUUCACACCUAAAAGACGACUGAUCGAAACACAGGCUCUGGGUCCCACCCUCCUCUCCUGCGUCGAACCAGCAGACAGAAUCUCCUUCAUUGAACCAAACUUCCCGCAACAUUACCCAGCAUUCCAGAGCCCAGAGCCCUACUACAACCCUCACAAUGCACUGGGAGAGACCCCGCCCACACUGCAGAAACCAGCCAAUCCCAGGCUUUACAUGGGACGGCCCGGCUAUGAGUUUCAAGGAUACCUGACCUCACCUUCGUAUCCUGUGACCUCUGACCUCUGUGACCCCAGGGUGGCUCCUGUCUUGGGUUCCUCCUCAUCCUCAUCUUCGUCGUCGGCUCCUCUGUCCUCCUCGUCCUCCUUUGACCCCCCGACGAAACCUCCUCCAGGCUGGAAGGAGCUGCUGAAGAGCUCCGCCCCCUAUGGCGACAACCACCAUUACUAUAGUGCCGAGUACCCGUGCCGUUACCCUGGCAACACCCCGGGGUCCCCCGCAGCCCUGCAGACCAUCAUCACCACAACAACCAAGGUCUCCUACCAGCCCUGUCCCAAGCCUCCUGCAGCGCUCCCGCCUUAUCAGUCAUGUCCAAAACCUCCAGCCGGCCUCCCAUCCUACCAGCCGUGUGCUCCCCCAAAACCUCCGGGCCUCCCCGGCUGCUCCUCCCUGCUGGACGACACCUCCUCCUCCUCGUACUCCACGGAGGUGAAGGUGUCCGAGGAGUCGGGUGGAGUCAUCAAGUCUCUGUCGUUUCAGCCCGAAGCUCUGCAGACCAAAACAGAGCGGGCUGACGGCUACGACUACCGCUACACCUACCCCAACACGUACCGCUACGACGACUACUGAUGCAGCGCUACCUCCACAACGUUACGACAACGACUGUUACCACAAUGACUGUUACCACGACUGCUGAUACUGCUGAAGAUACUGUCUCUAUAACCACUGCCGUCAGGACUGAAUUGUCAAUCAACACAGACCCUUUUCCAUCGCCUCCCUGUAGCGCCCUGUUCAGGACAAGAGCGGCCAGCAGGAGGUCUCAUAAACUCAAGGCCCAACUUACUGUUUCUGUGGCUUUCAGUCACAUUUUGUGGCCUUUCUCAGUGAGUGGAGCUAAGUGAUGUGCCACUUCCUGUCAGGGUCCCCAACAACUUCAUGUGCCACUUAAUAACUAAAUAACUCCAUCUGCUGAGGAAGACUCUGAGGUGUGGCUGAAAGCUUCAACAGUGAAUAGACUAAAGUGUGAAGCUGAUCAGGAUUUUGAACCAGGUCUUCAUUUUAAAAACCGGUUUCUGUAAAACUAUCACUCAUUAAAUGAUGUUUCUGUUGUUUGGGUUAUUUAUUGAAGCAGUUAGACCUCCAACCACACUGAACCUGGACUGAAGUGGGCUGAUAUGGACUGAAUUAAUCAGUUGUAUUGGUACAUCAAAGGAGGAUCCAGAACCUGUUAAUUAAAAACAGGAAAUACCAUUUAAACAAUGUCAAAACCGACAGAAUUAAAAGUCUGUAAAAGUCUGUGGGUCCUUUAACGUUGUUUCUGGAUGAAAUAAAAAUGUUUGAGAAGCUCUGA
Molecule: messenger RNA, 2433 nt
Organism: Seriola aureovittata
Lineage: Eukaryota; Metazoa; Chordata; Actinopteri; Carangiformes; Carangidae
Gene: gcm2
Product: glial cells missing transcription factor 2
Exons: 8
Coding region: 318-1712 (464 amino acids)
Biological process (GO): regulation of transcription by RNA polymerase II; gliogenesis
Cellular component (GO): nucleus
Molecular function (GO): DNA-binding transcription activator activity, RNA polymerase II-specific; RNA polymerase II cis-regulatory region sequence-specific DNA binding
Source: RefSeq, a predicted model, not a curated record